AUGGACUCUGAUCUCCAAGAUCAGCUCGAAGACCUGUCUACCAACAUCACCACCCUCGAAGCCGCCCUCGCGCCCCUCCUCGAUACCCCAUUAUCAGCGACUUCCUCCAAACUCCCGCUCCUCGACAAGGCGAAACUCUACAUCCUCUCCACCUACGCCCUCGAAUCUCUCCUCUUCUCCGCGCUGCGCCUCAACGGUAUCGACUGCUCUUCUCACCCCGUGAAAGCCGAACUCAACCGCGUAAAGGAAUACUUUGCGAAAAUCAAGAGCGCAGAGGAGGUUGGCGCGGGAGGACGGAGUCUUGGAGCGGGACGCUUGGAUAAGGAGGCCGCGGGCAGGUUCAUUCGGCAUGGACUGCAGGGCAAUGAGAAGUAUGACCGGGAGAGGCGGGAGAGGACGCAGAGGGAACGAGCGGGUGCGAAGAGGAAGCUGGAUGCUCUGAGCCGUGUGGGGACGCACACGCGGUUUGACGAGACGGUGAAGAAGAUCAAGGAAGAGGGGUUUACCGUGGUGCAAGCGAAUGAGGCUGACGAAGAUUCGGGAGACGAGAUUGUGGUCACUCCAGCACCCAGCAAGAGGCAGAAAGCGAGCAGUGAGGCGGAUGAAGGGACUGGUGACGAGAUCGUCGUGACCCAACCCUCGCGCAAGACCAAGGACCCGGACGCCUUGGACAUCUUGGACCAAGCCGUAGCUGACAAUACCGCUGCUGCUGCUUCGGAUGCUCUGCAGGAGUCAAAGUCCCAGAAGAAGAAGCGGAAGCCCAGAAGUAAAAAGAACAGAAAGUCCGAUGGUUGA
Messenger RNA from Lecanosticta acicola, 795 nucleotides. Lineage: Eukaryota; Fungi; Ascomycota; Dothideomycetes; Mycosphaerellales; Mycosphaerellaceae. The record is from the annotation of a GenBank genome assembly.